Messenger RNA from Castor canadensis (American beaver), 3363 nucleotides. It is a transcript of the gene Ak4, whose product is annotated as adenylate kinase 4. Lineage: Eukaryota; Metazoa; Chordata; Mammalia; Rodentia; Castoridae. The record is from RefSeq and is a predicted model, not a curated record. Gene Ontology annotation, biological process: nucleobase-containing compound metabolic process. Gene Ontology annotation, molecular function: ATP binding; AMP kinase activity. Gene Ontology annotation, cellular component: mitochondrion.
CAGCCGCCGGGGAGGGGACUACACGCUGCCCACGUGCGGGGACUUGUGCGGGGGCGCCCUGCGAGUCACUCCCUCCCCGGGUUUCUGGCGGAGACUGGUUCGGGGAUGCCCGGCCCCCUCCGGACGUGGCGUGGGGAGUGCUGGAGAGGAAAGGAUCGAGGUGGGACUGGCCGGGCGGACCUCUGAUCCCCGGAGGCUGACUGCGCGGGCGGGGGCACAGGAGGGCGGCAGGCGCGUCCCCGCGCGAGCAGAGGGUACCCGAGGCAGGGGCCAAGAAACAAAGUUCCCGGGCUGCCUGCUGGGCUGUUGUGUGCUGGCUGCCCAUUGGGCCGCCCCCUCCUCGCCAAGGCCAUGGCUUCCAAACUCCUGCGCGCGGUCAUCCUCGGGCCGCCCGGCUCGGGCAAGGGCACCGUGUGCCAGAGGAUCGCCCAGAACUUUGGCCUCCAGCAUCUCUCCAGCGGCCACUUCUUGCGGGAGAACCUCAAGGCCAACACGGAAGUUGGGGACAAGGUGAAGCAGUACCUGGAAAAAGGUGUUUUGGUUCCUGAUCAGGUGAUCACAUGCCUAAUGAUGUCAGAACUGGAGAACAGGAGCGGCCAACACUGGCUACUAGAUGGUUUUCCGAGGACAUUAGUACAGGCUGAAGCCCUGGAUAAAAUCUGUGAUGUGGAUCUAGUGGUCAGUUUGAACAUUCCAUUUGAAACCCUUAAAGAUCGACUCAGCCGACGCUGGAUUCACCCUCCUAGCGGAAGGGUCUAUAACCUGGACUUCAACCCACCUCAUGUACAUGGGAUUGAUGAUGUCACUGGUGAGCCAUUAGUCCAAAAGGAAGAUGAUAAGCCUGAAGCAGUUGCUGCCAGGCUAAGGCGAUACAAAGACACAGCGAAGCCAGUCAUCGAACUCUACAAGAGCCGAGGAGUGCUUCACCAAUUUUCUGGGACGGAGACUAACAAAAUCUGGCCUUAUGUCUACACACUUUUCUCAAACAAGAUCACACCAAUUCAGUCCAAAGAAGCAUACUGAGCCUGCCCAGUGGAAGAACCAGGAGGACGUGGUCAUUCCCUCAUGUGUGUGUGUCUUUGUGUGUGUGUGUGAUAUUGGUGCCAUGUCCAAAUUAGAAGCUAGCGGAGAUAGCCUGCAGCUUUCCCAGUAAUGGUGACAAUGAUAGGAAAACUAGCAAGCAGAAAGAGUUCACGAAGAGGCCCUCCUCUGCCUUUGAAAAAAGGUGUCUUUGAACAUGUAAAGCCCUUCACAAGGAAACAAGUACAGAUUGGAUUUCGAGCAGUGUCUAAGCUGCUCGAGCUGGUAUUUGACAGCCACGAUGUUGCUGUGGUCUUUUUGCACGUGACAGUGGUGAUCUCUGGUCUUCCCACCUCCAAAGGCUGUUGAACCACAUCACCAGGAAGGCUGAGUAUGAUCGCUAAGGGCUCUAGCCCCAGCUUUGUCCCAGUUCUUUGCUGUGUGCUCCUGUGGUAACUAUUGAACUGAAGCCAAUUGCACUCAGUGGUUGCUUCUCCCUUGAGUGACUACCAUGCCCACAACUCAUUUUUUCUGGUAGGAAUAAUGACCUUUCUGUGUCCACACUCUGCACUCCCCCUUUCAGCCAUUCUGGCUUCUACUGGCUGUAUUUUCUUACAUCUGUUUCCUUUCUUCCCAGGCUGUCAAAUAAUAUAGGCAGUUACUACAUUUAUCCCUCCCAGAUUCCUCUUUCUAUGAACUGAGAGCUAGGGGAUUGUAUUGAAUCUCUUCAUACACUGGGAACUGAGCCAUGCAGAAGGUCUAGCUUUAAACAGCUCUUUUGGGGGCUCACUCUUUGUAUCUCUCAAAGUCUUUGAGAAUCCUCAAGAACUAUGGGAAAUACUAAUAGAAAUGCUGAAGGAUCAUAUCUUCUGUACAGGCAUAGUAAUAAAGCCAUAUGGAAUUACUGAAUUAAUUGAAUAGUUAAGUUUUUCACUCAAGAUGAAAUGAAAUGAAUUUUGAACAUGCUGCUGGAUGGUGUUGCCAACAGCGUUUUUCUUCCAUGUGGGACCCAAGCAGAUAAGAUUAAAGGGAGUGGGUUGAGGAUGUACUACAUGUACUUAGAUUGAAUGUGACAGCUUAUGAUUAUGGGAAAACAAGCCCCUUCCCCAUUCCAAAGAUGUAGGCUGUGGGGUGACCAUAAAGUCUAGCAUAAAGAUGCUAGUAUUUUAUCAUUGAUUAUACCAAUAAGCCAUUUGGUGAAAGCUUUUACUGGGUUUUAGACUUGGUGGCCACCUUGUAUAAUUCUUGCUAUCAUGGGAGGAAUGAUGGAAGUUAUUCCUGCUGUUUUAAAUGUUUGUAGCCCCCACUCCUGUAUCAUCCUGUCCCCAGGGAACAUUGUCACUAUUCCUGGAAGUGACUUCUAUCUAAUUUUUCAUAUUGGUGAAGGGGGUAAAAAUAAUCACUUUGUUUCAGCCUUUAAAUGGUAUGGAAACACAUCAUUUACUUUCUGAAGGGGUCCCCAUGAAUCCCGGCCGCUUUACUGCCGUACAUAUAUAUUCUAUAUGCUAACAAGUCUGUCUUCGUUAUAAUACUGCCCUAACUCUUGCUGGUUUUUCUUCUUCCUUUGUCCCUUCAGGUGACUUUCCUGUUUACCAUCUUAGUGGAAAUGCAGACCAGUGUUUUCCCCAUCUCCUCAGUCACAGAGAACUUGUUAGGUUUUUGUGAUGAAAAUGCCCAGUUCAGGUCUGUAAGUUGUCAGUGUGUUUUUUUAUAUCAAGUACUUCAGAAGAAUUGCAUUUGGAUGCCAGCUCAUGGGGAUGGAGUAGAAAUCAGAUAUGUAGAUAAAGCUCAGGUUUCCUGGGGAGCCAGGUAUAGAGGAAAACAAGUCUGAAAUAGGGGAAAUUUACACAGUUUAGAGUAAGUUUGGCCAUGGAGACCAUUUCCACAAAUGAUGAACAGUAGAGAGUUAAGUUAUUAUGGAUGAUUCAGAAGAGGAAAGUGUAUGUGUUUUGGGAAGUACAAAAAUCUUCAGAUGUCUUUCCUCACUUCUCCUCCCCUGUAGUCACUGCCUUUGGAACUUGGGAUAGAGGUAUGAGAAAAGGCCGGACCCCUGAUUGCCUAUGCUAGUUCUCCGUCCUUCCCUGUCUCCUCCUUUUGGCCAAGUAGAUGGUCACAGCCAGCAUCUGGUUCCUUAGUCUCAGCAGUGUCUGCUUUGCUGAGAUUGCUUAGGAGUUGAGGGUCCUUGGUUAGGUGAGUCCAGCAAGAGACAAACACCUUUUCAAUGGCUGUUGAAAGAUGAUGCUCUAACUGGGCGCUGGUGGCUCACAUCUGUAGUCCUAGUUACUCAGGAGGCAGAGAUCACGGUUAGAAGCCAGCCCUGGGCAAAUAGUUCAUGAGACCCUG